Klebsormidium nitens is the source of this 4555-nucleotide messenger RNA. The record is from the annotation of a GenBank genome assembly. Lineage: Eukaryota; Viridiplantae; Streptophyta; Klebsormidiophyceae; Klebsormidiales; Klebsormidiaceae.
CAUCUGCACUUUAUCAUUCACUUCAAAGCAGCUGCUUCAUGCAAGUUCAAGCUUGUCAAAGUCAGUCACCACUGCCACCAGUGCAUGUGAGCUUGCUUUUCCGAGUUCCAUGAUGGAGAAAGCUUUGGCCCUGGGAUGUGCGCAGACCCACUCCCACUGCCAGCUGCUUCAGUGCAUUGCUGCAGCUUCGAGAGGCAGUUGUCCAGCCAGCAGCUGCGCAAAGGCUUGGUUCAGCGCUGGUUCUUGCAAGUCCUCAUAGUUUGAUGCUUCAAAUUCAAAGUUUUAAAUUGCUCACUGACGUGAAUCUCUUGAUUCUAAUGUUCCCAAGCCAUGGCGCGGUCUGAGGACCAUCCUUCAGCGGAAAGAAAGGGGGAGUACAGACCAAUUGAGGGACAGGUCGCACAUGAUUCAGCCGUAGAUUGUGAUGGGAAUGAAAAAGAUGCUGCAGCGAAAGCCGAGGCGGCAGUCUUUGAAGAGUUGCCGGUGGCAAGGGUCACAGGGGUCACCAGAGCUGAUGUUACGGAUGUGCAAUUGGUGUACACAAUUGAGAUGCGCUACAGGCAGUUCUCGUGGCGCCUGGAGAAGCGCGCGGGCCAGGUCCUCGCCCUCCACUUCCGCCUCAAGCGCCGCGCGCUCACCGUCGAGCUGCGCACGCGGCAGGAGCAGUUCAAGCUUUACUGGGACCGACAGCAAGAGAACCUCAAGUCUUACCUAGACCGUCUUCUGCCGGAGCACUCAUUUCGGGGGCACUCCUUCCGGUUUUCUGGGGGGGUUGCCGAGGGAGGCGAGGAGGGGUUGGAGGAUCCUUUUCGGGAAGGGGGGGAGCCGGAGGCUGGGCAGAGCACCCCCCGGAAGGUGGACGUGAGCGUCCCAGUGGAGGCGGCGUUCUCGGUGAUGAAGCCGACGUUAGGGAGGAGCGGGAGUGCGGCAGAGGAUGCGAUGCGAGUGAUGCAGGAUUAUGUGAACCACUUUUUGGAAAACUUAGAGUUGGUGAACACGCGCGAGGUGUGCCGCUUCUUGGAGGUGUCGCGGCUGUCAUUUGCGCGCGAGUAUGGCCCCAAGCUCCAUGAGGGCUGGCUCAGCGUGCGCCACCUGGCGGACCUGGACACGGAGGCAGACGAUGACGAGGAAGGCGACAAGGAACAAGACCUACCCCCCCGGAAGAAGACGCGCCCCGGCUGGUUCCGCCGCCUCUUUUCCUGCUUUUGCGGAAGCACGUGCUGCCGCGGAAACUGGCAGGAGGUAUGGGGGGUUCUCAAGCCUGGCUUCCUCGCACUGCUAGCUGACCCCCUCGACAAGAAGCCGGUGGACAUCAUCCUCUUCGAUGUCCUUCAGACAGCGGAACGGAACGGCGGAACCGAGCGGAACGACGGAAUGGAGCGGAAGGACGAGGGCGUGCGGCUGGCGAGGCCGCACAAGUACAAGCGGCCAAUGUGGUUUGGGUUUGAGGUUGCGGGUGGGGGCCGAGUUCUGCAAAUACGGACCAGGCAUGGGGCGGGUUCGAAAGACUGGGUGGCUGCGAUCAACGAGGCCGGGUUGCAGGCCCCCGAGGCGUGGUGCCACCCCCACCGCUUCGGCUCAUUUGCGCCCCCUCGGGGGAUGAUUGCCGAUGGCAGCGAAGCACAGUGGCUCGUUGACGGGAGGGCAGCGUUUGAGGCGGUGGCCAAUGCGCUGGAGUCAGCGAAGAACGAGAUCUAUAUCACCGGCUGGUGGCUCUGCCCCGACCUCUUCCUCCGGCGACCCUUCGCCAGCCACGGCCAGUCCACGGUCGCCGCCAUUCUGGAGGAGCGCGCGCGGGCGGGCGUGCAGGUGUACAUACUGAUGUAUAAGGAGGUGUCCAUCGCGCUCAAGAUCAAUAGCUUAUACAGCAAGAAGAAGCUGCAAGCGCUGCACGAGAACAUCAAGGUCGUGCGGCAUCCGGACCACUUUUCGGCGGGGGUCUAUCUCUGGUCCCACCACGAGAAGAUCGUGGUGGUUGAUCACCGGGUGGCCUUUCUGGGCGGCUUGGACCUGUGCUUCGGUCGGUACGACACCCCCGAGCACUCCCUGGGGGACCUGCCGGCGACCGUCUGGCCGGGGAAGGACUACUACAACCCCAGGGAGCGCGAGCCCAACUCGUGGGAGGACCCGCACAAGGACGAGCUGGAGCGCAGCCGCACCCCGCGCAUGCCCUGGCACGACGUCCACUGCGCGCUCUGGGGGCCGCCCUGUCGCGACGUCGCGCGCCACUUCGUGCAGCGCUGGAACUAUGCCAAGCGGAGCAAGGCGCCCAAUCAGGACGCCAUCCCGUUGCUGUUGCCCCACCAGCACAUGGUCAUCCCGCACUACCGGAGCGGCGACGAGGCUCGCGAAAUCGAGGAGCAGCGCAAGCAAGAGGAACAGGUCAUUGAGGCGCAUGCCCUGCCGGAUGCUGCCAGCGGCGAAGCCUCCGAACCGCCCUCGCGCCGCUCGAGCGUCCUUUCCAUCCCCCUCCUUUUGCCCCAGGAAGAAGCCCCCACCUUGACCCCCGGCCGUUUCCGCGGAACGCAUUCACACUCCCGCAGUGCCGACAGCCUUUUCCGGUCUGUGGGCACCCUGUUCCUGGGCAGUGUGAAAACUCUCGGGCGGGCCAACCAGUCGGACGAUGUCGGACGGCUUUUGGACGGGGAGAUCGGUCGGGAAGACUCUGGCGCGUUUGCGUCGACGUCCGGAAAUGCGGAGAUGAAUGACAUGGCGGAGCUUCGGAGGAGCGGGUCAUUCACACCGCCGGCCGGCCGGGGCCAGAGGCCCGUUGUGAAAACCCUCGGUCUGACCUGGGCCGACGCUCAGGAGUCGGCGGCGCGGCUGCGGGAGAAGUGGGCGCAGUUCGCUCGGAGGGGCGCAUUUACACCAUCCGGUAAGCGAGGCCCUUCCACACCGUCCGACAAGCGGGGCACACUUGCAAGUGCAGAGAAACGGGGCGAGUUCACACCGGGGUCUGCGGGGAAGGGGAAAAAGCACCUUCAGGUAGAGUUGAUGACCGGUUCCGAAACGGGGGGGCAGGAGCGCCUGGAGCAGCCACUGUUGGAUACCCCCCAGAGGAGAGCGAGCGGCGAAAGGGGAGAUGAAACGCCUCACAAGCAACUAGAGGGCGAGAGUUUGGUGGGCGCUUCGGUGCCGUCCGGCGAAGCGGGUCAGAGGGUGUCGUGUCGGUGCCAGAUUGUCCGCAGCGUGGGGCAGUGGUCCGCCGGGACGACGCAGGCGGAGGAGCGCAGCAUCCACGAGGCGUACUGCACGCUUAUUACAAACGCGCAGCACUUUGUGUAUAUUGAGAACCAAUUCUUCGUGUCGGGCCUGGACGAGGACGACACCAUCCAAAACCGUGUCCUCCAGGCGCUGUUCGCCAGGAUCCUGCGCGCGCACAGGGAGCGCGCAACCUUCCGGGUUAUUGUUGUCAUGCCGUUGCUGCCCGGGUUCCAGGGCGGAGUCGACGAUGCCGGCGCGGCCUCGGUCCGCGCCAUCAUGCACUGGCAGUACCGCACUAUCUGCCGGGGCAAGCACUCGCUGCUCACGCGGCUCGCGGAGGAACUAGGCACGGCGGCGGCGGUGUCCGAAUAUGUUGGGUUCUUUGCGCUAAGGAGCCACGGGAGGCUCACGCCGGGGGGACACGUGGCAACCAGCCAGGUGUACGUCCACAGCAAGCUGAUGCUGGUGGACGACCGGGUGGCGCUGAUCGGGUCCGCCAAUCUGAACGACCGCAGCCUGCUCGGCUCGCGCGACUCCGAGAUCGCAGCGGUGAUCCAGGACGAGCGGUACGUACCGGGCGCCAUGGACGGGCGCCCCUGGCGCGCGGGCCGGUUCGCGCAGUCGCUGCGCAUGGCGCUCUGGGCGGAGCACCUGGGGCUCAAAGAAGCGGACAUGGACGGAAUCCGGGACCCGGUGCACGACCGCACCUACUGGGGCCUCUGGAUGGCACGUGCCAAGUCCAACACCGCCAUAUACGAGGCCGCCCUCCUAUGCAUACCCAGCGACGCCAUCCACUCCAGGUCCGCCCUGCGCCAAGCUGAGGCUGCCCAGAAGGCUAAGGCCAAAGAAGAUGUUAGCCGAGAUCAGAUGACGGAAUCGAAGCCGUCCACAUCGUCAUUGUCUUCAGAGGUUGAUGGGUUAUUGGACGCAGUUAGAGGCCAUCUUGUUACCUUUCCGCUCGAAUUCACGAGGGACGAGGAUCUGAGGCCGGCUUUUAGGGAGAGCGAAUACUACGCUUCACAGCAGAUAUUCCAUUAAGUGGGUUGCACGCGCACGCGUAGCGGUUAUGAUGUAGGGGCACCUUGAUCAAGCUAUGGACACCAUUUGGCGACGGAACUUACCAGAGCUACGAAAUUCCAACAUUGUCUAGUUGAUAUGCUAAGUGCGGCGCUAGGCGGCACUUACCUCCGUUAAUGCACGAGGAAUCAAAGCUCGAUCUGUGCAGAGGUAUCAGGUCACUCACAAAUGUUCCGGGCUUGUACAGUUAUUCUCAUCUCUUCUUCAUACAGUAAUCUUCAUCUCAAUCUGGAAAAGAUGCUAGAUUGAUCAGUCCUUAAGUCCAAAAUUGCCA